Messenger RNA from Apodemus sylvaticus (European woodmouse), 6518 nucleotides. It is a transcript of the gene Apaf1, whose product is annotated as apoptotic peptidase activating factor 1. Gene Ontology annotation, molecular function: ADP binding; protein binding. The transcript is spliced from 27 exons. The record is from RefSeq and is a predicted model, not a curated record. The coding region runs from base 650 to 4399 and encodes 1249 amino acids. Gene Ontology annotation, biological process: regulation of apoptotic process; apoptotic signaling pathway. Lineage: Eukaryota; Metazoa; Chordata; Mammalia; Rodentia; Muridae. Gene Ontology annotation, cellular component: apoptosome.
AUUUGCGUGCGCGGGCGCGCGCUGUGUGGACUGGGCGGGCCCAGCGGUGUUUGAGUGCUCCGCGGUCCGGAGGCAGAGACCUGGAGGCAGCUAGCGGAGCUGGCGGCUUUCUCCGCUCGAGGAAGGGUGUGAGAGGGGUGUGUGGGGGUCGGCAGCGAGCGGUGUGUGCCGUCAGCCACCGGGCGACGAUCUGAGACGCUCGCGUCGGCUUUCUGAGCGGCGUCCGCUUCCCGCCCGGGCAGCUCCCGCCGGAGGGGGUGAAGCGGCGGCUGGAGGGGCCGUGUUUUUGUGUCCUGGGUCCGGAUACCCUCCCCUGGUGCGAUCCGAAGCAAGCCCACCGACGUGAUCACCUCGACGCCGCUCGGGGAUCCCGGGCAUCCCCCCUGCGCCCCGAGCAGCUGAUACCCAGGUGAGGUGUCAGGACCUGCCCGGGGCGCGGGGUCGCCGGAAGCCAGGCGGGAGCCAGAGCUGCUUUCUGGCAAUCGAUUCUCAUCUGUGACCCUCCCUGGGCUGCUUUCUAUCGAUUAUCAUCUGUGACCCUCCCCCGGCUACUCUUCCCUGCACAGUUCCAGAGCAAAGGCUUGGACAUCUCGGUCCUUUGCCUCUAGCUGAUGCGUGACCGUGAGGAGAGAAAGAAACCCGAGGGACCAUGGACGCAAAGGCCCGCAACUGUUUGCUUCAACAUAGAGAAGCGUUGGAAAAGGACAUCAAAACGUCCUAUAUCAUGGAUCACAUGAUCAGUAAUGGCGUCUUAACAGUCGUAGAGGAGGAAAAGGUCAAAAGUCAGGCCACUCAAUAUCAUCGAGCAGCUGCUUUGAUUAAAAUGAUACUUAAUAAAGACAACUGUGCCUACAUCUCGUUCUACAACGCUCUGUUGCAUGAGGGCUAUAAAGACCUGGCCGCCCUUCUGCAUAGCGGCCUUCCUCUUGUGUCUUCUUCCAGCGGCAAGGAUACGGACGGCGGAAUAACUUCCUUUGUGCGGACUGUGCUGUGCGAAGGCGGAGUGCCACAGAGGCCCGUGAUUUUCGUUACUAGGAAGAAGCUGGUCAAUGCGAUUCAGCAGAAGCUCUGGAAAUUGAACGGAGAGCCAGGGUGGGUCACCAUAUAUGGGAUGGCAGGCUGCGGCAAGUCUGUAUUAGCUGCGGAAGCUGUUCGAGACCACUCCCUCUUAGAAGGUUGUUUCUCAGGGGGUGUGCACUGGGUUUCCAUCGGAAAACAAGACAAAUCUGGGCUUCUCAUGAAGCUGCAGAAUCUUUGUACGCGGUUGGAUCAAGAAGAGAGCUUCUCUCAGAGGCUGCCACUUAAUAUUGAGGAGGCCAAAGACCGCCUCCGUGUCCUGAUGCUGCGCAAACACCCAAGGUCUCUGUUGAUCUUGGAUGAUGUUUGGGACCCUUGGGUGUUAAAGGCUUUUGACAAUCAGUGUCAGAUUCUUCUUACAACCAGAGAUAAGAGUGUGACAGACUCAGUGACGGGUCAGAAGCAUGUUGUUCCGGUGGAGAGUGGUCUAGGGAAAGAAAAGGGACUUGAGAUCUUGUCACUUUUCGUUAACAUGAGGAAAGAAGAUCUGCCAGUGGAGGCUCACAGCAUUAUCAAGGAAUGCAAAGGUUCUCCUCUCGUAGUGUCUUUAAUCGGCGCGCUUUUACGAGAUUUUCCCAAUCGCUGGGCAUACUACCUCAGACAGCUUCAGAACAAGCAGUUUAAGAGAAUAAGGAAAUCUUCAUCCUAUGAUUAUGAGGCUUUGGAUGAGGCCAUGUCUAUAAGUGUUGAAAUGCUUAGAGAAGACAUCAAAGACUAUUACACAGAUCUUUCCAUCCUUCAGAAGGAUGUCAAGGUACCCACAAAGGUGUUAUGCGUUCUCUGGGACUUGGAAACUGAGGAAGUUGAAGACAUCCUGCAGGAGUUUGUUAAUAAGUCUCUCUUAUUCUGUAAUCGGAAUGGAAAAUCGUUUUGUUAUUAUUUACAUGAUCUUCAAGUGGAUUUUCUUACAGAGAAGAAUCGGAGUCAGCUUCAGGAUCUGCACAGGAAGAUGGUCACACAGUUUCAGAGGUAUCACCAGCCACACACGCUCUCUCCAGACCAGGAGGACUGCAUGUAUUGGUACAACUUCCUAGCCUAUCACAUGGCCAGUGCCAAUAUGCACAAAGAACUUUGUGCAUUAAUGUUUUCCCUGGAUUGGAUUAAAGCAAAAACAGAACUUGUUGGCCCUGCCCAUCUGAUUCAUGAGUUCGUGGCAUAUAGGCAUAUCCUGGAUGAAAAGGAUUGUGCAGUCUGUGAGAAUUUUCAAGAGUUUUUGUCUUUAAAUGGACACCUUCUUGGACGACAGCCAUUUCCUAAUAUUGUACAGCUGGGCCUCUGUGAACCAGAAACUUCCGAAGUUUAUCAGCAAGCGAAGCUGCAGGCCAAGCAGGAGGUGGAUAGUGGGCGUCUUUACCUGGAGUGGAUAAACAAAAAAACCAUCAAGAAUCUGUCCCGCUUGGUUGUCCGCCCCCAUACAGAUGCUGUUUACCACGCGUGUUUUUCUCAGGAUGGUCAGAGAAUCGCUUCUUGUGGAGCGGAUAAAACCUUACAGGUGUUCAAAGCCGAGACAGGCGAGAAACUUCUUGACAUCAAAGCUCAUGAAGAUGAGGUGCUUUGCUGUGCAUUCUCUUCAGACGACAGUUACAUAGCGACCUGCUCAGUGGAUAAGAAAGUUAAGAUUUGGGAUUCUGCGACCGGGAAGCUAGUGCACACCUACGAUGAACACUCGGAGCAAGUCAAUUGCUGCCACUUCACCAACCAGAGUAACCACCUGCUCUUGGCCACCGGGUCAAACGAUUUCUUCCUCAAGCUCUGGGAUUUGAAUCAAAAAGAAUGUCGAAAUACCUUGUUUGGUCACUCGAACUCAGUCAACCACUGCAGGUUCUCACCAGACGACGAGCUCUUGGCUAGCUGCUCAGCUGACGGGACUUUGAAGCUUUGGGAUGUGAGAUCAGCAAACGAGACGAAAAGCAUUAAUGUGAAGCGCUUCUUCCUGAGUUCCGAAGACCCUCCCGAGGACGUGGAGGUGAUAGUGAAAUGUUGUUCCUGGUCUGCAGAUGGUGACAAAAUAAUAGUAGCAGCGAAAAACAAAGUCCUCCUUUUUGAUAUUCAUACUAGUGGCCUGUUGGCAGAGCUGCAUACAGGUCACCACAGCACCAUCCAGUACUGUGACUUCUCCCCCUAUGACCACUUGGCAGUCAUCGCCCUGUCUCAGUACUGUGUGGAGCUGUGGAACAUAGACUCCCGCAUAAAGGUGGCAGACUGCAGGGGACAUUUAAGUUGGGUUCACGGUGUGAUGUUUUCUCCUGACGGCUCAUCAUUUUUGACGGCUUCUGAUGACCAAACAAUAAGGGUCUGGGAGACCAAAAAGGUAUGCAAGAACUCUGCCAUCGUACUAAAACAGGAAAUAGAUGUUGUGUUUCAGGAAAACGAAACGAUGGUCCUUGCUGUUGACAACAUAAGAGGCCUGCAACUCAUUGCUGGGAAAACAGGCCAGACUGAUUACCUGCCUGAAGCCCCAGUGAGCUGCUGCUGCCUCAGUCCACAUCUUGAGUACGUUGCAUUCGGAGAUGAAGAUGGGACCAUUAAGAUUAUAGAACUUCCAAACAACAGAGUGUUCAGUUCUGGGGUUGGACACAAGAAAGCUGUACGGCACAUCCAGUUCACAGCUGAUGGGAAGACACUGAUUUCAAGCUCUGAAGACUCUGUGAUUCAGGUAUGGAAUUGGCAGACAGAGGACUAUGUAUUUUUACAAGCCCAUCAGGAAACAGUAAAGGACUUCAGGCUCCUGCAAGAUUCAAGAUUGCUUUCUUGGUCAUUUGAUGGAACGGUGAAGGUGUGGAAUGUCAUUACUGGAAGAAUAGAAAGAGACUUUACUUGUCAUCAGGGCACAGUGCUUUCCUGUGCUGUCUCUUCUGAUGCGACCAAGUUUUCAUCUACCUCUGCUGAUAAGACGGCCAAGAUCUGGAGUUUUGAACUCCUUUCCCCUCUUCAGGAGCUGAGGGGCCAUAAUGGCUGUGUCCGCUGCUCUGCUUUCUCACUGGAUGGCGUCCUGUUGGCAACUGGAGAUGACAAUGGAGAAAUCAGGAUAUGGAGUGUCUCAGACGGCCAACUUCUUCAUUUGUGUGCUCCGAUUUCAGUAGAAGAAGGAGCCGCUACCCACGGAGGCUGGGUGACUGAUGUUUGCUUCUCUCCUGACAGUAAAAUGCUCGUCUCUGCUGGAGGAUAUCUCAAGUGGUGGAAUGUUGCCACUGGGGAAUCCUCACAGACUUUCUACACAAAUGGAACAAACCUCAAGAAAAUACAUGUGUCCCCUGACUUCAGAACAUACGUGACUGUUGAUAAUCUUGGUAUUUUAUAUAUUUUACAGGUGUUAGAGUAAAAUGGCUAAGCAUUAAUGUAGUUCAGCUCCUUAAGUUUGAAUUGGAAAAAUAAAUUGAAACUCUGUACAUCAACUUUUUAUAAAGCUGUGAAUCGUACUGCAGUGUUGGAAACAUUACAAAAGUGUUUACAGCUGGGGCAAUGUUGUGUAUAGCUGGAUGAAUCAUAGUAUAUCUCCGCAAAUGAACACACGUUUACUCUAUUUUUUUAAAAUAUAGUCAUCAUUGUUAUUAACAAUUUGUCCUUAACAUGCAAAUGAAAUGUAAAUAUGUACCUUGUUACACUAUUAGUAAGCUUCCUUGAUGCAUUCAGAUUGGCUGGCAACAGGAAUGAGAAUUGUUUGAAGGAAUUCUCUAUGUUGAUGCUAUCAUUUUACAGGCUAUGCUGCAAGGUCAUGGCGGUGGGUGUUCUGAGUCACACUUACCCCCAGGGGGUAUGGGUCUCAAGUGAAUCACGUUGUUUAUUUGCACUCUUUAAAUUUGCGUUAAGAUAUUGUGUCAUGGUGCACAGUCCGCAACACUUCAUUUGAUAACUCAGUGAGUGUUGGAUUUCGACAGUUCUUUCUAUGAGCUAGUCAUGUGUUAGAGAGAUUUCUCUCUGUAGCAGAUGAUAGCUCUGUGUUUAGCCGCACUCCAAUUGCCAGUAUCUUUGAAUUGGGCACCAACCACCCUGCACUCUCUUAGUUGUUUUGUUUGGCUUUUUAAAGACAGGUCUAAUGUAGUCCUGGCUCUCUUGGCACUCAGAAUGUAGACCAGGCUAGCCUCGAACUCAGAGAUCGGCCUGCCUCUACCUCCCAAGUUCUGGGAUUGAAAGUGUGUGCCAACCCCAUGUCUCUCAGUUUUGUACUUACUGCUUCACUAAGCUUGACUUCUUUUAACCUCUUAUCCAUAGCUAGGUGUUAGUAAGCCGAUGACACUGAAAUAGUAACGCACUUCCCCUUUGGUCUCUUUCCUUGUACGGCAUCACCAGUGCUGUUCUCUUUAAGACAUUCAAGAGUCACAGAGCCCCCGCCCCUCCCCCCAUGCUCGUCUCCCUGGGAAAUGAGAGCUCAUUGUAUUAUGCAGCGAUGUCUUUUGAUGCAGAAAAACUUUGCAACAUCAGUAUCUACUUUUGUUUUUAAUCUUUUAGGAUCUAUGAUUGAAGCACAAUUAAGGACAAUAGAGAUAAAUUAGUAGUAGAUGUAGUUUUCAUGUAAACUAAAAAAUCAAAUAUCUUCAUUUUGCAAUAGGAAUGAAUGUGUCUUAGCGUUAAUAGUUGUCAGUGAAGCUGUUUCUGUUGCUGUUACCAGCUGUGGUAUGGGCAGAGGGAGUGAGGCGCUCCUGUGUUCCAGAUUUCGCUUCCUUACGGUGCUGAUGAUUGAAACCAGGGCCUUGCACACACUAGGUGAGCACUGCCCAACUGCGGCUACACACCCAGCCCUUAGGUGGAUUUUAGAUUAGAUAUUCCUACGGGACAUUUUUAGGAGCUAUAAAUAGAGUGAACAAAAUCUUGUUUAGAGUUAAGGAAAAUUUUUUUUUUAUCUUGAGGAACUACUUUAUAUACUUACUGUGAUUUAAGCCAAUGUGAUAAGUGAAAAAUCUUAAUUUUUGUAAAACAAAUAUUUGAAGAAGUAUGUCUUGCUUAGAACUUGCUGAGAACGAAUCAAACUUUUGAUUUUCAGACAAUGUUAGUGGCUUCUCUGUUCUGUAGCUGGGUUAGUGACAUGAAACAGUAACCGUCAGUUUUUAAAGUCUUGGUCUUUUGUCUUAAAGUGGAGAGAAGUGGCUGGAGGAAGGAGAUGGAAGGGCUCAGACCCCAACUCUUGGGCUGACCAGGAAGGCCUGGAGCCCUGGUGGCCUGGAGCCCUGGUGGCCUGGAGCCCUGGUGGCCUGGAGCCCUGGUGGCCUGACCGUGGUCGCCUGGACAAACACUUGCAACCCUUUCCUUGCUCAACUUGUUAUGUGAGAAAUUACAUUGGACUUUGUAUAUGUGAAGAUAGAUGGUUUUGUAUCAUGUUUUAUGUGCAUCGAAGACUUUUUUGUAUUUAUAAUUUACAUGUGUUAUUACUUUUUCCCUUGGAAUACUGUUGAAACAUGAAUUUUAAAAACAAAAAUAAAAUUCCUGAAAUUUUUGGAAAAACA